AUGAAUGGCAAUUCGGGAGCCAUGUCGCCUGUCUCCGUAGAUGGUAGCGACUGGUCCGGCAUCAAUCAAUACCAGAAGUCGGACCCGCCCUUUUCGCCUACGUUCUCCUCCCGUGGAAAUCUAGCCACACCCCCGACCUCCGGCGUCCCUAGCACUCCCCUGAGUCCGAACAGCGCCGGUCUUCCGCUGCCGGGCAGCGCAAACCCAUCUCCGCCCAGCUCUGUCGGUGCGAGGUCCAGCUCUGGAACGCUGGGCGAUGAUCCGCGCGAUGGCGGCCGACGACGCAGACAGAUGGAGGAAAUACUACACCAGCACUACGUGACGUUCAAGCGGUUCCUGAGCGCCACUUACCGCGAAGACCGCAUCAACGGCCGAUCCAAAAAAGCCCGAGACAAGCUCCUACGACUAUCACCGACCCAGUUCCACGAACUGAGUACCGAUGUCUACGAUGAACUUAUUCGCCGCCAACAAGCCUCGCCUCCUCCCGGCCGUCCACCCCGUCCUGACGCACCGACCUUCCUUCCUCCGCGUACCAACUUCCACGAGAAACGGAAUCAUGCUCGUCAGAGACUCGCGUCGCUUGUGCACCAGCGGUUUCGCGAUCUCGCGACUGAUGUCUUCUGUGAGUUGGAGCGCCGUUUCCCGCAGUUCACCGGUCGUCGUCCUUCGCCUGGUCUGCCUCCGGAUCCUCGUCGCUCGCAGUCUCGUGGUCCUCCGGGGAGUCGUCGGGGUUAUCCCUCUGGUGGUCCACCCAGCCCAUUCCCGCCGCGACAGGGAUCGCUUGGAGGACCGCCUCCUGGGAUGAAUGGAGAUGGACCUUUCCCUCGGUCUUUCCAGAGUAACACCAUGGUCCCGAAUAAGAGUACGAUGGUUGAAGAUAGCGACGAUAUGGGGCCGGAAGAUGACGAUGAUGCUCGGAGUGAUGCAUUUGCAUUAGAUGCGGUCUUGAGCAGACGGGCGACAACUACAACUCUCGGUGAAGGGGAACGAAAAUUAUUGAUGGACAGUCAAGCUCAGGUGUCAGCAUUACAAGAAAAAGUGGAAAAGCUUGAGGAAAUGGUUCGCUGCAAAGAUGAGGAGCUGUCCCGUUCACAAGAUUCCGAUCAAUCAGCGGUCAGUCACAGUGAACGUCAGGAAUGGGACGAUCUUCGUCAGGAUUUGGAGAGCAAGGUGUCGCAGGCCGAGGACCUCAAUAAUUCACUGCAGCUUGAGCUUGAUCGAGUUCGGGCAGAUCAUGAUAAUCUGGAACGGGACCUUCGUCACCAGCUUGAUGAAGUUGUCCGGGAGUCCGGAGAUCCGGACUUGGUGGCUCGGUAUGCCGAUCUGGAAAUCAAGCAUCAGAGCCUUCAAAGCGAGCUGCAACAGCAGCAGGCGAUUACCACUGAGGUGCGGCGUGAGGCAUCUGAAUUUCUUAUGGAAAUGAAGACUCUUACAGCCCAGAGUCAUUCCAAUUGGGAACACGAGGAGCGAUUGUCUCAAGAUGUUCAGAGACUUCAAAGUGAAGUCAAUGAGUGGAAAAAUCGCUAUGCGAAGGCGAAAGCACAGCAGGGUCAUCUCCGUACCUCGUCUGGUGGCCUUUCAGACAUUCAAACCGAUGCCCGCAUUGCUGCUAAGGAGCAUGAGAUGGUGCAGCCUGAUGGUGUGAUUAAGGAUAUUCAUGUCACCAAGUUCCAGCUGUCGAUUGACGAGCUGCUUCGCGUUGCACGUUGCGAGGAUGCCCAGGAGGUGUCCCACAAAGUCAAGGCUGUUAUCGUUGCUGUUCGCCACAUGAUCGAGGACGCGGACCAGGCACCUCCUCCAGCCGAUGGCUCGGCUACUCUACGCAUGAAGGCCAAAACCAGAGUGUCUGCCACUGCGAACAAUAUGAUCACUGCUGCUCGUAACUUCACCGGCUCCAAUGGUCUCUCUCCUGUUUCCCUCCUCGAUGCUGCCGCCUCGCAUCUCUGCACUGCCGUCGUGGAGCUGGUCCGGGUGGUCAAAAUCCAGGCCUCACCAGCAGAGGAACUGGAGGAGGUUGCCGACGUGGACUUUUCCCAGGAGAAGUACCCAGACUACUUCAGCACAACUGCUAGUCAACAGCGCUACAGCAUCCACUCUGAAUACAGUGCUAUCAGCCCACCAGACCAGGACCACCCUGCCAUGCAGAACGGUUACACCAACGGUUACUACGGAGCACCGCAAGAAGACCACGAACUCCAAGAGCUGAAGCUCUACGUUGAGGACCAGACCGAUGGCAUGGUUCAGUCCAUUCAGGCCCUGGUUGCUAGUAUCCGUGCCGAGCAGGAACUGAGCAGCGUCGAGACCCACGUCUCGGCCAUCGGAGACGUGGUCACAAACGUAGUCUCCGCCACUGAACACCUGAUGCAUGAUCGCAGCGGAGAUGUUGCUCUACGUGAGCAAUCCGAACCAGCUGUCCAAGCCCUUGAUGAAUGCCGCGGCCGGCUUAUGUCCACUGCCGCCGAAGGCCACCAUGCUACUACCCCCGAGCAAGUGCGCGAGGUGACCAACCUACUACCUCCUAUUGCGUUUGAGAUUGCUCGCCAGACCAAGGAGCUCGUACAGCGCCUGGAAUCCCUGAUGCAAGCAGAAGACGAUGACUUCCGGUGA
Molecule: messenger RNA, 2607 nt
Organism: Penicillium pulvis
Lineage: Eukaryota; Fungi; Ascomycota; Eurotiomycetes; Eurotiales; Aspergillaceae
Product: putative cell polarity protein
Exons: 1
Coding region: 1-2607 (868 amino acids)
Cellular component (GO): actomyosin contractile ring; cell cortex of growing cell tip
Molecular function (GO): MAP kinase scaffold activity
Source: RefSeq, a predicted model, not a curated record